AUGGUUUUGCCUCUAGACUGUAUUCACAUCACUGAGGCGUUCAUCGCGAGGUUGUUGUUUGCCACACAUGGCUGCGUUGCGGUGUGGCGUGUCGCUGUGGAGUAUGGUGAAUAUGCCUUUGUCUUCUUGUCGGGCGCCGUUGGGAUCAUUAUUGAAGGAGGAUAUGUAAUCAAACAACGCCGUGGUAUUGAAAUAUCUAAACGGUUUUGCCCAACGGUGCUGUUCUACCUAAUCAUUAUGAUACCUUGCGUUUGGCUCUUAGAGAUGGAACGACUCAAUCUCAGACAACCGUUCCUAAUGGGCAUCUUCCACGACCCUAGAUACAAUGCUACAGCCGAUACUCUUGCGAGUAUCGAUGUGCCCUUGUCCUCUGAACAUUUUCGGUUGGCCCUGGAGCAGUCGUUGCUGCUCUUGAUGAUUCUAGGCAGGUGGCUCCUUCCCAAAGGAGAGAUGUCCCGGCAACAAGUGUCACAACUCCUCCUGAACUACCUCGGAAUGGCCGCCGAUAUUGUUGAUCUUUUCGAGCUGUUCAGAGAAGAAGGGAUUAAUCGCGCGGAGGAAUUCGUCUAUUCUAUCCUUACAGUGUACAGCCUCAGUCUCUGCCAGUUCACAUUUGCUUUACCGAUAAUCACCGACGAUUCUAAUAAUGGGAAUCGACCCAAUCAGCUCCUUGGAAUGCGGAAGUAUGUUACACCAGAGGUAGCAAGUGUUUUGGUAACCUUAUUCAUUCACGACGGGCCCUUUCUCUGCGUCCGUUUGGUUGCCAUAUUCUACUAUAACGUUUACACCUAUUCAGUAGUAUUCUUCACUACGAAAAACGGACUGAUGGUGAUUCUCCAAAGUUACCGCCUGUUCGGGAUAUGUCUUCAAAGAAAUGAUGGCAUUGAUAUAAAUAAUGUCGAAGAAGGUACCUUUCAAGCAACUGAUAAGCAGUUUGAAGCAAUAACCGAUGAACGAAUUGCCCUUAAGACUAGAUCAAAUAUAUACCAAGGAAUCAAUGAAGAAGACCUUUAA
Owenia fusiformis is the source of this 1014-nucleotide messenger RNA. Lineage: Eukaryota; Metazoa; Annelida; Polychaeta; Sabellida; Oweniidae. The record is from the annotation of a GenBank genome assembly.